UAAUCAACUUACUUUCAAGCUUGUGAAAUUGAUAUGGAAAUAUUCAUGGGGAUUGCUCUUGCCACAUUCAUUUUCAUAGCCAAAUUCAUAUCCAUGGCUUCAUCGGCCACACCGCCGGUGACGUUCGUUUUCGGUGACUCCUUGACAGAAGUAGGAAACAACAAUUUUCUACAGUAUUCUCUUGCAAAGUCCAAUUAUCCAUGGUAUGGGAUUGACUAUGCCAGUGGCCAAGCAACCGGGAGGUUCACUAAUGGCAGAACUAUUGGUGAUAUUAUAUCUGCAAAGCUUGGAAUUUCAUCGCCACCACCUUAUCUUUCUCUGUCCCCAAAUGAUGAUGCAUUGCUUGAAGGAGUUAAUUAUGCAUCUGGUGGAGCAGGAAUACUCAAUGACACAGGAUUAUAUUUUAUUGAGAGACUAUCUUUUGAUGAUCAAAUACAAAACUUCAACAAAACAAAAGAAGCAAUUAAGUCUAAAAUUGGAGAACAGGCCGCAGUCAAGCUCUGUAAUGAAGCUCUGUAUUUCAUUGGAAUUGGGAGCAAUGACUAUGUAAACAAUUUCUUGCAACCAUUUCUAGCAGAUGGCCAGCAGUACACUCAUGAUGAGUUUGUAGGACUCUUGACCUCCACUUUUCGUGAACAACUUUUGAGACUGUACCAACUUGGUGCAAGAAAGAUGGUGAUCCAUGGAGUAGGUCCACUAGGGUGCAUUCCUUCACAGAGGGUGAAGUCAAAAAAAGGCCAAUGCUUAAAACGAGUCAAUCAAUGGGUGCUUGAAUUCAAUUCCAAAGUUCAAAAGCUCAUCUCCUCUCUCAAUAAAAAACUCCCCAAGUCUUCUAUUUUAUUUGCUGAUUCAUAUCCUGCUGUUUAUGAUUUGAUCACCAAUCCUACUGAAUAUGGUUUUAAGGUUUCAAAUACAUCAUGUUGCAAUGUAGACACAAGCAUUGGAGGGCUAUGCUUACCCAACUCAAAACCAUGCAGCAACCGCAGAGACUAUGUAUUUUGGGAUGCAUUCCACCCCUCUGAUGCAGCCAAUGCAGUGCUUGCUGAUAGGCUUUUCUCCACCCUCUUUUCUGCUCCUCCUUCCCUUGCACCCACCCCUCACAGUGAUUAAUUAUAUACAUAAUACACAAUACAUCAUAUAAAUACAUAAACCUCUAUAUAUGUAUAAGCAGAAUUGUGAUAUGUGGGAAAGUUUUAACAUGCUAAGCGUUAAGGGUAACAGUUUAAUUAACGAUUUAAAACUAAAAAUCUAAUUGAGCAAGUGAUAACCCUUAAUAUUUGUCAUGUCAAUAUAUUAAGAACAUAAAAAAUGAAUUAUAUUCCAAACAUAUUAAAGUACUAUAUGUGCAACGUAAUCUGAUUGUAUAUUAUUUUAUUAGAAGCAAAUUUAUGAGACAUAACUUGUAUGUUUAAACUAUAUAUAUAUAUAUAUAUAUAUAGCUUUUCUAUAUAAAUGAAUGUAUCAUGCUAUGGUGGUAAGUUCAUCUAGCUCAUCUCAAAAUUUAACAGCAGGAAAAAAAAGAAGAAAAGGAAAGAAAAUGAGCAUGGUUUUUGUAUUCUCAUAUAAAUUUGUCCAAUUUUUGUUAAAAAAUCCCACUCUAGCAGCCAUGAAGAUGGUGUUCAACAGCAACGUCUUUUCUGCUUUUAAGGUGUGCCAAAACACUGAAAAAUUCCACAUUCAAGUUUAUCUGCAUAAACAUCACCCAUAGGUAUGGAUCUCCGAUGGGUAAUUGGGCCAUAAGUUACCCAUUGCUUGUCUGGCCCAAAAUGAAUCUAUUUCCAAACAUAACAGAGGCUUAGACUGUGUAAAAUCGUAAUUAUAUGGAAAACAGUGGUCGAAAGAUUAAGUUCCUCCACAAACCCUAUCUUCUCAAUCCAUAUUUAAACCAACCAUUGCCUCUCUGAUAUUUUGUAAUCUACUUUUUUAACCUCCCAAAAAUUUUCAAAACAAAAAAUUUUCUUAGUAAACUGUAAAUUUUGUUUUGUUUUAAGAUGUAGAAAUUCAGAAACAGCAUCUGCCUAUGAAUCUCUAUGCUGAUGAACUAUUCAAUAAAAGCAUAGGGAUUACGAAGCGAUGCGAAAUCAAAUCCAUUUUUAUGGUACCUCUGGACAGGUAGAAUCAACCUUGAUUCUUGCCUUUUCUCGUAGGUUCGACAUUUUCUCAUCUCCCAAACAAUAGCCUUUUUAUUUUAUUUUAUUUUAUUUUAUCCGUCCUAGGUUGUAUAUUUUCUCAUCUCCCAAACAGACCCAUUUACAAUUUAUUUCUUUUAUUAUUAUUGUCUCUUUUUUGGCAUAGUUCAAUGUGGGUGCUCGAUGAUGACUGAUUAUAUGCUUUAACCACACCGAAUUGAGGAAUGGAGGGUUGGGUUUUGAUCCUUUGAAAGGCUUAAGCCAUGGAAGGAUUGCUUGUACUGUGCUUGUGAUUGCCUGAUGAUUCUAUCUGUAUAAGAGUGGAGGUUUUUUAAUAUUUUGAUACCUCCUAUUUUAUCUGAUAGAGGAAGGCUUUUUCAAGCACUUCUCAAGUUUUCUGAUUUUCAUUUCCUUUCUUGGCUUAGGUUUGUAGGAGGGUCACUCAGUCUUUCUAUGUUUCUCUCAUGUGGAAAAAUUUGGCCCUUUGACUGAGAGCUUAAAAA
Messenger RNA from Ziziphus jujuba (common jujube), 2632 nucleotides. RefSeq names its product GDSL esterase/lipase At5g37690. Gene Ontology annotation, molecular function: hydrolase activity, acting on ester bonds. The transcript is spliced from 6 exons. The record is from RefSeq and is a predicted model, not a curated record. The coding region runs from base 34 to 1110 and encodes 358 amino acids. Lineage: Eukaryota; Viridiplantae; Streptophyta; Magnoliopsida; Rosales; Rhamnaceae.